Vitrella brassicaformis is the source of this 3530-nucleotide messenger RNA. The record is from the annotation of a GenBank genome assembly. Lineage: Eukaryota; Vitrellaceae.
AUGCGUGGGGGCAGUGUCGGGAUGGGCGCGGGGCGGGGGCGACCAAUGGUGCGUAAGGAGGAGGAGGAUGGGCAGAGAAACACGCCACUGGCUGACAGACUGCCACAGGUAAAUAGACACAUGGGAGAGAAGACGAAUGUGAAUACUGCCAUGACACUCCUUUGGUUUACGUCUUGUCAGGGUGUCGGGUGUGAUGGACAUCCGCCCUCUGCAAUGCCCCAUCCCAUAGCUGGUGCCCUCACCCCGCCACGCGAGCCCAUCCCCAAAGCCAAGCGACCACCCGCAGCCGCAAACAGUGCCAGCCAACAAAUCCGCUCCACGCCCCACUCCCCGGCAGACCCCUUCAUACACUCCCCGACUGUCCGCUGCCUGCGCCGGCAGAUGGAGGCUGGUGCCACGGGCGCCUACACGGCUCGCGAGCGGCACCAGCCGCCCCCGCCGCCCAGGGGCGCCCCCUCGCCCACACCGCUACAGCGUGACGCCAGCGGGGGUGAGGGCGGGCAGAGACACAUCGGCAUGGCGCUGACACACCAAGAGGACCGGUGAGGAAAAUCAGACAACUCGACGGGCCCCGCACAUCAUUGUCUCUGUUGUGGCUGUUCAGUGGUGCGUUGACGACUCGCGAUUCGAUUAAGAUUGCCCGCCCGAUCAUCCCUCGCGCACGUUCCCUUGUCAAGAAUAAGUCACCCAUUAUCCAGCUGCUGCUGCAGCAGCAGCAGCAGGAGGAGGAGGAGGUGAAUCUGAUGCGCUCCGUCCCCCUCCGUCUUUUAGCCCAGCCUUCAGACCUCUCUGUUGGUCUGGAUGCGUUUGUGCCGGCGAGGGGCAAUCUGGAACCGUAUGGUGCACCCAAAGGCGACCCGAUCAGCUCGACGCCGAACAGGCCGGUACGCCACACCCACAUACACAAACUAACAUGACAAUGCACACAUACCGUGAAAUGGUCCUCUGUGUGUGUGUGUUCAGACGGUUGUCAUUCCGCCCCUCUUAGCUCUGCCCGAGUCACUGUUCGUUGCCCACAUCUCGCCCCUCCUGGGCACCAAACCGAUCAUCGCCGCCCUCGGCCCCGCCCACCGGCAGAUGCACAAGAUCUCCCGUUCCCCGCAGACGCACACCACGCUCCAUCUGUCGCGAGGGGACCUCCGCAAGACCAUCACCAACAGGCAGAUGGCUGCAUGGUGGCCGUCAUUCAGCAAGGUCAGGCGGGCCACCCUCAGGUGCGCGCCCACAACGGGCGUCGUGGAGCUGAUCGAGAAUGCCAGUCAGACGCUGGAGGUGCUGCAGGGCGGGUGCUGGUGUCGGUGUCGGUCAGAGUGCGGCUGCCGACCAUCAGCCUGCGAAAGUCCGCAGGACUGGCUGAGGCGCCGGCAGCUCAUGGGUCCGCGCCGCUCGCGGAUGGCCAUGACCUUCCCCAAGCUGACGCGCGUCAAGGCGGCGGGGGGGUGGGUCUGCGUCGCGGGCUUCAGGCGAUGGGCAUUUAGGUAAGCCACAUAGGUAAUGAGUGGGCGGGUGGGUGGCUGGGUUCUUGACAUGGUUGUAUGUGUGUGGUGGCCGUCUGACUGUCAGGGCGCUGGUAGAGAUUGACCUCAGUGCGACCGACUUCGACGACAACCGCUGGCUGCCCCACUGGCUGCCGAAGGCCAAGGAGAGCGUGACUGAGACCGCCAAGGAGCGCCCGAGGGCGAAGAUGACGCUCGAGGCUUAUGACCUCACGCAGCCGCUGUCGGACGCCGUCAAACCCUUCAUCAAGUGAGGAUGAAUGCGAUGAGUGAAUGGAUCAAGAGACCACAUUGAUAGGUGGGGGGAUGCACCGUGUCCUUCUUGUCCGUGUGUGGGUCUUCCAGGCGUCUGUCGGUGCGAGUGGAGGGGUUCGGGCCACCUCAAGUACAUGGACGCCACCUCGAUGGAUUGCAGCUGGAGGAGCUGAAUCUGAGAGUGUUUCCACGACCGACGUUCACCUGGAUUCUCACCUACAAUCUGACUGCAGCUGGGGAGCUCAAUCUGAGCCCCCUGCCGAUCUUCACCGACAGACUGAUACAGGUGGGUCAUGAGAGCGGGAAAGGACGUCACCCCUUAAUCAAGACAGUUGACGCACCGCAUGCACUGAUUGUGUGUGGCAGUAUUUGGAGGACGUGCCGCCCACGUGUGUGCCCACUGGCAACCUCACAUUCGACUGGAGUGACUGCAAGCACCCGGAAGGGAGAGAAGUCACCUUCGAGCUCGUCCCCCAACUGGAUCGCCUUCGACAACACCCAUACGGCACUCGCAUCCUGGCCGCGGUGGCAUCGGCGGCCACGUGCGUCGAGCUGCUCUCUGGGCUGGGCUAUGGGGAGACAGUGCCGGAUGUGGUGUUAGAGCGAAUGGCGCGGAUCGUGUUUUCGAAUGCGACCAUGGUGAAGCUGUGGCCUGACUCGCACCGUGACUCAGAGCCUCUUCCUGACGCUUUUGUGUCGCGCCUGUCUGCCCGCAUGUUCCCACGGGUCACAGCACUGCAUGCGGCGAGGAAGGAGCACGUCAGAGAGGAGGUAGUUAGGCGGGUCACCAAAUUCAGCUCAGUUAGGCAGGUGAUCUUUCAGAGGGACGACUUGCCGCCUGUGCGUUUCUUUUUCCCCCGCUGGCUCAUCGCGUGUAGCCCCACCGGCCCUCUGCUUCACAUCAACGCCGUCUUUCGUCCGUGUGGUGUGAGCAUGCAUAGGGGUGGCUGGUCGCUGUGGGAGGGAGGGGGCGGGGGCGGGGCUUGCAUCAGGCAGAGAGUGCGUUCGAUCUUCGUUUGUGUGUGUGGGUGUGGGGCGUUUUCGAGAGUGAGAGAGGAGGAAAGGGGCAGCCAGGGAGGGGGGGCCGACAUUCUGUCUGUCUGCCUCCAGGCCAUCGCCAAGUGCCCCCUACUUGACGAGAUUGGCCUGCGGGACUGCCCUGGCGAUCUCACUGUCGAUAGAUUAGGGGGCAAUACGGAAGUGCAGAGCCGACUACUCAAGGUCGGCUUCUAUGCUGUGGAAGAGAGGAAGAAAGGCAGCAACUGUGGCUACGACAAAUCUGUUCGGUUGCUUUCGCUUUUUCCCCGGGGGUUAUCCCUGGCUAGGCGCUGCUCGGACCCCUCGCCGUCUGCUGUCCUCACACCAUACACCUCUUUGUACACCUCUAUUGAUGAUGGCUUGUCAGUGCCCGAGGCCCUGCUGGCACACGUGGGGCUGCGGUGCCCGGGGUUCAUGGCACGCCAGCUUAGCGAGCGGGUCCAGGAGAAACUGAUGGAUACGAUCAGUGCUGGGUUGAGAGAGCAGAAGGGAGGGAGCAGGUAGCCUUUGGCACACUGUGGGAUGGGGCACUUCCUCUCUCCCUCUGUGCCCCGCAUCUGGCUCCCCUUCUGGCUCCUCUCUCCAGCUGAGAGAAUGCCUGAGCGACUGCAUGAAUCGUAUGUGUGUGGGUGUGGGUGUCUCCCUUGGACGUGUGUGUGCGUGUACAUGUGCGUGCCUCUGUGGACAGAUGGAUGGAUGGAUAAGUGUCGGUAGCAGUGCAUGCCUAUGAUGCCUUUGUGU